Messenger RNA from Triticum urartu, 1497 nucleotides. The record is from RefSeq and is a predicted model, not a curated record. NCBI's taxonomy places the organism in Eukaryota, Viridiplantae, Streptophyta, Magnoliopsida, Poales, Poaceae.
AUGAAGAGCCUCGCAUUGUACUUCUUGCUCCUCGUUUCUGUGGCGGCACUGCCACUGCACGCCAGUGCCUCGCAGGAGGCGCGGCUGAGAGAGUUCAUCUCGUCCAGAAGAGGCAGUGUUAGCAGCACCGACACGUUUAGGGUGCGUAACAUAGCCGACAGGGUUGCCGGCAGCCUGAGCGCAGAGAACUCUGUCUCCGACCAGAGCUCCAUGAAGGCCGCCGACAAGAUCACGGCGCUGCCCGGGCAGCCGGAGGGCGUGGACUUCGACCAGUACGGCGGGUACGUGACCGUCGACGAGGAGAACGGCCGCGCCCUCUUCUACUACCUCGUCGAGUCGCCUUCCGGCGCUUCCGAGAAGCCGCUCGUCCUGUGGCUCAACGGAGUGUACGCAUCCACAGGGCCAGGAUGCUCUUCGCUCGGCUUUGGAGCGAUGCAGGAGCUCGGCCCCUUCCGCGUAGCCGAAGACAACAAAACGCUCAGCAGAAACAUCAACGCCUGGAACAACGUGGCUAACGUGAUCUUCCUGGAGUCGCCCGCUGGCGUCGGGUUCUCUUACUCGAACACGUCUUCGGACUAUGACCUGAGCGGCGACGAGAGAACCGCCGACGAUGCGUACGUCUUCCUGGUGAAAUGGCUGGAGAGGUUCCCGGAGUACAAGGGCCGCGCCUUCUACAUCUCCGGCGAGAGCUUCGCCGGGCACUACGUGCCGGAGCUCGCCGCCACCAUCCUGUUCCAUAACACGUACAACAACAGAACCAUAGUAAACCUACAAGGCAUCUUGGUUGGAAACCCGUAUCUGGACGAGAAGAGGAACAUCCAGGGGGCCAUCGACUUCUUCUGGACCCACGCGGUGAUAUCCGACGAGGUCUACGCCAAUGUCACCAAGAACUGCGACUUCGGCAACUGGGACGGGAAUGUCGCUGGCACGGCGUGCAGCGGCGCCUGGGACGUGUUCGACGGCGGCCACAUCGACUACUACGACAUAUACGCUCCGGUUUGCACCCACGCCCCCAACGGAGCACGUUACCCCAGUGGCUACCUGCCUGGGUAUGAUCCGUGCAGUGUGUAUCCUACCUGGGCGUAUCUCAAUGAUCCGGCGGUGCAGAGCGCUUUCCACGCUAGAACGACGAAGUGGUCACCCUGCAAAAACCUGCACUGGAAAGAUGCGCCGAUGUCUAUGCUGCCGACCCUGAAAUGGUUGAUCGAAAGCAAGCUUCCGGUUUGGAUAUUCAGUGGUGAUUUUGAUUCCGUGUGCUCACUGCCGGCGACGAGGUACUCCAUCCAAGACCUUGGCCUCCCUGUGACCACUCCAUGGCGUCCAUGGACAGCAAAGGAGGAGGUGGGAGGCUAUGUCCAGCAGUACGCCGGAGGAUUCACGUUCCUAUCUGUGAGGGGAGCAGGGCAUCUGGUUCCAUCCUUCCAGCCAGAGAGGGCAUUGGUGAUGUUGAGCUCCUUCCUGAAAGGGACGCUCCCACCUUACGUAGAACAGCAGUGA